GUGACCUUGUGGGUCAUACUCAGUACAAACAGCCAGGUUGUGAUGGAUUUAAUUGAGACAAAUACUUUCUUCAUAGUCGUUAACGGUAGCCAAGCCUUGUAUUGUGAUCGCCUAGCUGGAAAGCUAACUGUUAGGCACGCAUCUGAGGUAUUCAACGAAUGGAAUCCUGUUUGUUUGGGUAAAAUUGAUGGUGUUAUUGGGAAAAUCCGUUAUCAUCCAGACAGUGAUUGGAGGUUGUAUUUAAUUAGUGAGAGUAAACCUAUGGGUAAACUACCGGACGGUUUGGAAGUACGUCGAAUCAGUCGAGUAACAAUAUUGGUGUUGAACACAUCUCCAAUCGGUGAACUCAAUCUAAGUUCAUGCACACGUUCUCACCCGGAUAUCCCGAAGAAAAAUAUGAAAUCAACAAUAUUUAGCAGUCCACAACGACCUUUUAUGAAGAUAAUGCAAAAGCGUGUCUUGGCUACAGAAACAAGAGACCCCAGAUGGCGAUUAAUUAAGCGAAGAGAAAAGUAUGAACAACGUAUUGAAGAGGAACUGGUCAAUAUGCUACAGUCUGAAGAUGAAUCAUAUUUUUAUUUUUCACCUGGUGGAGGUGAUCUUACCAACUGGACACAAUGUAAAACACAUCCAUCUUAUUGGAGUGGUGUACCUGAAAAUACUGAUGUCGCAUAUGAUAACAGUACUAUCGAGUCACAACCGCUCGGUCUCCCGACAUCAUUCAAACCAUCUUGGCGUCAACCUGUUUGGAGACGGGCUGAUCAAAGAUUCUUCUGGAAUUCCCACUUAUUAUCUGAACCAAUUGUAGAGGCAGAUCGAAUGCUAACAAGUUGUGGUUUCCCAGUCUAUGGCGCUAAUUUCAAAUCUUCUGAGUCAUUUACUCAAUUCAAUAGUUUGAUUGCAGACUUAGAGGGUUUAUUAAUGCCUAUUGUUCAAGGUUAUGUACAUAUUGAAGAGUUUGUUUUAAAUAGACUUCAAGGUCAUCUUAUAGUAGAUGUUCUUAAAAAGUCAAAAACUUUGACGGAAAAGUCGAAUAAUGAUUUACCUUCAAUGAGUGUAGCAUUUUUUAAUAAUCAUGUAAACAUAAAUGAUGAACAAGGUCAAAUUAAUAUAAUUGGGUUAAGUGGUCAAUCUAACUCUGUUGCUACUGGAAACGAACAUAAAAAUAGGGAUCACUUUGAUUCAGUUACCUAUCAUGAUGUUGAUGCCAGUCUUAGACAAGCUGUUGAAUUUGAUCCAUCUGUUUUUUCAUCGUCAACAUCAUCAGCCAGAUUGAUGAAGGGAAGAAAGCGAAUGUCAUUUGCAGAGACAUCCCAGUUGAAUGAUAUGACAAACAUUCCAAAUCAAGAAGCAGACGUAGUCAGUGUGAACUCCACAUACAAUUCUGUGGCAGCAGAUACUUUGGAAACAACAACUACCAGUAAUAUGACAAGUUCAGCUGUUACUGUAAUACCGAUAAAUAAUACAAAUAAUGAUGUCAAUAACAGUGAUAAAAAUAAUUUUAGUCAACAGCAAAGCAAACCAAUGAUAAUUGGCGAUGUGGAACAUGUUACAGUUAUCUUAUUUUCACGUCGUAGCUGUCGUCGAGCCGGCACUCGUUAUAGGCGCCGUGGAAUUGAUGCUGAUGGAUAUGUGGCUAAUUAUGUUGAAACAGAACAAAUUCUGCACACAAAUAUUGAUCAGUUUCCACAUACUGUGGCAUUUCUCCAAUGUCGUGGAUCUGUACCACUCUACUGGAGUCAAACAGGCUUAGUUUACAAUCCCCCAAUACUUCUAGAGAAAACCCAAGAAGAAAAUCAAGAAGCGUUCAAUAAGUAUUGGUCAAAACACUUCCAAGAAUAUGAACGUAUACUUAUUGUUAACUUGUUGAGUUCUGGGCGUAAACAUCGUGAAACUAUAUUGACUGAUGCAUUCGUACGUCAUAUCUUACUAUCAAAGAAUGAACGUUUAGCUUACAUCAAUUUUGAUUUUCAUGAUUUUUGUCGAAAUUCUCAAUUUCAAAAUGCUUCAGUUCUCCUAACUGGUAUUGCAGAUUUGUUUCGUAAUUUCAAAUACUGUUGGCUUACUCGUAAUGGAAUGAUAUGUGAACAGAAGUGGAUAUUUCACGUGAAUUGUUUAGACUGUUUAGAUCGUACAAAUUUGGUUCAAUGCAUGUUUGCCGUUGUCAUGAUUACAACUCAGUUGAAAAAGAUUGGUUUAUUAGGCCCUGAGGAGUGUUUACCCACUGAAUUCCUGCGUACAAUUCAGCAUAUGUGGGCAACAAACGGUGAUGCUAUCAGUCAAAUAUAUGCAGGCACAGGUGCAAUGAAAGGUGAUUAUACUCGAACGGGUUCACGAACAGUCAAUGGUCUAAUGCGUGAUGGAGUCUAUUCAGUCAGCCGUUAUUAUUUACGCCUUCGUGAGAUAAAUCGUCAGGCUGCAAUUGAUUUAUUCAUUGGAAAUGAGCAGAGUUCUGAAAUGACAAUGUUUUGCAAUGGAUCGGGUUUAGAGUCUGCUUCACUGCAAGUUCGACAGGAACGUAUUAAACUGCUCAUUAGUCGGUGUCAAGAACUCUUAAUUCAACCUAAUGAGAAAUACUUCUCUGAAUGUCUUCUUGUUUCAUACUCUGAAUUCAUUCGUGAUAUACAUUAUGUGAAUACGGUCGCGCUUAUAACCGAUAAGUAUCUACAUUUCAUUAAAACAGAUUUCAAUAACAGAAACAACCGUCCAGCUUAUAUUCGAAUACCUUUGGAAGCAAUAGAAAAGCUUGAAUUUGGCUUGGAACCAGCCAUUUUUCGAGCAAAACAUUUUGUCUUGCGAAUAUUUUAUAAAGUUCCUGAUGAAAAUUCAAUCCAAAGAUCUGAUUCAUUGAAACAGCAAAUACUUGGUAUUGGAAGUGAUCAUGUGAAAACCAGCUCUCAACAGACACUUACUUCGUCAGCGGGUCAACAAACACGUUCUCAAUCAUCAGAUUUAAGUUUAUCACCUGUAAAGCGAUUCGAGAAACCAAAAAUUCCUAUUUCAAGUCAAAAUGAUCAAGUAUUUCGAGCAAGUGGUUUAUUUGGUCGUAUUGCUCAUGUAUCUACUACAAGUUUUAUCCCUAAUGACAAAGAUGUAAAUGAAACUCGAUAUAAAUUGAAUGUUCAAACUGAUCGCUCCAACUCAGAACGGAACCUUUCGGAACAUGAAAGAGAUGUGAGUAGUGGUGGAUGUCCUGGUGGAGGUGGUGGUGGUAGUGGCCGCAACAAUACAGGGAUUAGCAAUUUUAGACAAGCAAUUAAAAUGCCCAAAGUGACACAUAAUUUUCUUGAAUUCCUUCAACCAGAUACAAGACUUUUCAAUACAGUUUUAGUUCCUGUCCCACCAGGUGAUGAGUCUUUACAAGCAUUACGAGUUGUAGCCUCAACAAUUCUUAUAUCUCUUCAUUCAAUUGGAAGAUAUUUAGAGUUGACUGAAACGAAACCCCCAAAUAAAUUAGAACGUUUACGUCAAGCUAGUGUACCGAAAGAAUAUCAACCGUCUAUUAAUUUGCAUACUCUUGGAUCUGGUUUACGCGGUAUGGGUCGAAGACGUGAAUCUGUUGUUAGUUUACGUAGUAGAUACCGUAUUUCCAGAGCUACUUCAAUUCAAGAUGCAGUGCUGGAUACUGAUGGUGGUGUAGUAAUGAUCAAUCCAGAUGUUAACAUUGAUGACCAAAAUGCAAAGAAUCAAGUAUCACUUGCGAAAAUGAAUACGAAUACAAUUAAACAAAGAUUGAAACAGAUUAAGCUUCCCAAGUUGCCCUUUAACUUUGGUCGGCAUAUGAGAUCAACAUCGGGACAAAGCCGUGCUGAAGAAGUGCAGAUAAUCCCAGAAAAAUUUAAUAAUGUGAAGCAAGAAAAAGAUGAACCGGAUUCAGAGAUUGCAGACUGUAGGCAAUUUUGUUCACCCAAGUUCAAAUUAAAACGUAAUAAUAACAAUCGUGUCUAUGUUGGAGCUGAUGUUGAUUAUGAUGAUGCUGAUGAUGAUGAUUUAGACGAAGAGGAUGAUGAAACGGAAAAUAGUGAUGCAAUGGAUAGUGAAGAGGAUAUUGCUCUCAGUGAUGAAGAUUCAGUCUCCGAAGAUAGUCAGUUAGCCAACAAAAUGUCAACUUUAUAUCAGUAUUCCAAGUAUUCUGUAUUUAGACGAUCAACUUAUCACGGUGUUCAUGAAUCAUCGGGAUGUGAACAAGCAAUACAAUCCUCACCGUUGUCAUCAGGAUCAGUGUUGAGAACACCACAUUACAAGAGAUACUCACACUCAGAAUCGGACAUAAAUAAAAGAAUGACGGCCUUGUCAUCCUCCUGUGAUUUAACUGGUCACGAACAAAAGAAACAGUCAGAAACACCUUUGAAGUUACUAAAGAAAUCAAUUCGAGAAUCGUAUCAGGCAAUAAGUAAAUCGAAGCUUUCACUGCAGUUGAGUCAGCUCCAAAAUACUGAAGAUAAUUCAAAUGAAUCAGCAUUAUUCGAGAAAAUUACACCUCAACUUACCAAUCGUUUAUUAAAUCCCAGUGUAAAUGACAGACAAAUAAACUUACAGACGGUUACUUUGGAAGAAUUGCUGUACGGGAGUCGAGUUGUCAGUGCCAGUCGUAGCGGUAGCAUUAGGGGAGGCAGUGUUAGUCAUAUUGAAAAAGGUAAUAAUACCGCAGGCAAAACAAUGUCAACAACAUCUGAUUCUAAUUACAUCUUAGAGAUAAAUGAUCAGCCUAUCCUCCUAGACUAUCUCAAUAAUAAAGCUAUAUAUGAAAGAUUACAACAACUAUUUAAACAUUAUACUCAACCAAGUAUAAUGAACUCAGUGUUAUUCUACACAGAAUACAAUAAUCCUAUCAAUACCUUCACUACCAAUUCUGUUAUUGAUACACUUUCACAAUCUGUUAAUUCAGAGUUCAACACACCAAUAAUACAUGAUUAUGGUUUAUAUGAAUUAUUACAACACGUCUAUAUACCGGAGAUUAUUUUGUCUAGAAGUCAAAAAUUAACUGAAAAACUGAGACGUAAACAAAUGUAUUCAUUAAUUCAGUUGGAUAGAGUUCGUCGUGAAUUAUUUAUUCUGAAUGAUACAAAAAUGAUGGGAACUACGAGUUAAAACAACAGAAAACAAUUUAUUCAUCAUUUAUUUUAUUUUGAAUUAUAUAUAUAUAUAUAUAUAAUGUUUAUGUGUGUAUAUAUCAAAUCUGCAACUAUAAACAUGAAUUCUGAGUUUUUCUUACAGCUAUAUGUACUACUGAAUAAACUACUUAAAGGGAAGAUAUUUAUUCCAUUGACUUCCUUAUGAUUGCAAUUAUAAGAAGAGAUAUGUCAAUUUGUGUUUAUAUGAUGCUUUUUUCGAAGUUAUCAUUACUUAAUAUUUUCUGAUAUUGUUAAAAAGAUUAUGUUUAGAAAUGAGUCAGUGUCUCUUCCAUCACUGACUGACUAACUUUACAUGCAUCUCUAGACGAUGUGUUAUAUUUUAUCUCAUGAGCAAUACUUCAUAGAGAAAUAUACAAAUAUGCUGAUUUAUUUUUAUUUAAUUCAUGUUCAUUUUCAAUGUUGUUUCUGUUGAUUUUUGUUUUAAAAAUUUUGGUUAUGAGGCUAUUUACUUUUUUGAUUACUUUCCUUUUGUACUUGCGUAUAUGUCCGCAUAGGAAGAAAUGAAAGUGUUUUUGUGACUAUAUUUGUGAUGAACAAAACAUAUACAUGGAAAAUAUCAGAAAAUGAGUUUUAUUUAUAAACAACGAAACAAAAAUUUUGUUUUAUUAAUAGUGAUAUGUAUUUCUAGAUUGAGGUGUUAUGGUUCCCUUGAUCGAAAGAUGUUCUCCACUCUUCGACAAGUUGAUCCUAAAUAUCCCUUGUGAUUAUUAUUAAUUCGUAUCUUAUUAGUUGUGCAUUUUCGAUCUUUUAAUUUUUUGUUUUUCUGAAAUAACUUCAUUUUUUUCAAAGUUCAUUUCAUUCUGCACACCGGGAACUUUCUUAUUUACAAUGAUUUGUUUAAAUUUAUUAUGAACUUUUAAGUAAAAUGUGAAGAAAAUGUUAUUUUAGACAACCAUUUUAUCACUAUGAUUCGAGUUAGUAAAAGCAACUUACUAUAACGCUC
Messenger RNA from Heterobilharzia americana, 6078 nucleotides. NCBI's taxonomy places the organism in Eukaryota, Metazoa, Platyhelminthes, Trematoda, Strigeidida, Schistosomatidae. The record is from the annotation of a GenBank genome assembly.